Messenger RNA from Spizellomyces punctatus DAOM BR117, 3338 nucleotides. Its product is annotated as tethering complex subunit PEP5. Gene Ontology annotation, cellular component: HOPS complex; endosome. Gene Ontology annotation, biological process: vesicle-mediated transport; organelle fusion; intracellular protein transport. Bases 50 to 3031 code for a protein of 993 amino acids. The transcript has 19 exons. Lineage: Eukaryota; Fungi; Chytridiomycota; Chytridiomycetes; Spizellomycetales; Spizellomycetaceae. Gene Ontology annotation, molecular function: protein-macromolecule adaptor activity; protein binding. The record is from RefSeq and is a predicted model, not a curated record.
CCUCCAUCCAAGCGGCUGCCAUUCGGAUCUUCGCCUCAAGCGGGGAACGAUGACCGUGGUCCAAUGGCGCCAGUUCACUUUUUUCGAGCGCAACGAGGUGGUGGAUAACGAAGACAGCAGUCAGUCACCACAAUGGCUACAAGACCUGGAGAUCACAGCAAGCACGAACGGAAGGGGCCAUCUGUUCUUUGGAGACGCGACUGGAGCUAUCAUCAUCCUCAACCAUGCGCUUUCGGUGGUCUUCUCUUUUCAAGCGCAUGAUCGACGUGUUACACACUUGAAGCACAUGAAGUACAGAAAUCAACUCGUCUCCAUUGGGGAGGAUGAGAGCGGUAUACCAAUUGUAAAGGUGUGGAAUCUGGACAAGCCGGACAAAGCUGCCAAAACGCCAAUCCUGCAGCGUAGCAGUAAAAUCCAAUAUGGCCACAAGGUCUUUCCGGUCACAGCGCUAGCUGUAUUGGAGAACAUGACCCAAGUAGCCAUUGGAUUAGAGAAUGGAGUAGUAGUACUGAUACGAGGUGACAUAUCAAGAGACCGGUUUACAAAGUCGAAAAUAAUACAUGAAGGAAGCGAAAUGAUUACUGGUCUUGGUUUCUGUGAGGACGGCAAAAGCACUCGGUUGUACAUUGUGACCCUUGCGCGAAUCUUAACGUGUGACACUUCGAACAAAGACCUAAAGCAAGCACUAGACGACCAAGGAGGCGAGAUAGGAGCCGUUAUUCUUACAGCGCAGGAGACCAACCAAGAGAUUGUUAUUGGGCGACAAGAGGCAGUAUAUUUUUACGGGCUGGAUGGGCGGGGACCAUGCUUUGUGAUCGAUGGGGAAAAAACAUCGUUAAGUUGGUUUCGAAACUACUUGGUUGUUGUGACACGCGAAUCCCGGAAUGCUACGGCGCCAACGUCAGCUUUAGCGGACUACAUGGGAGGAACCGGAAACGACGCCGACACAAUUAUACAUGCAUCUCCAUCUGAGACAACACCAGGGACAGUGCUGACCUUGUAUGACCUUAAGAACAAAUAUGUGGCCUUUACCGGGACCUUGAGCGGGAGCGGAUACCGUGGACAACCGAUUCGGGCUGUUCUGGGCGAGUGGGGAGAGCUUUUUAUAGUGACGGAAGACCGAAAGAUGUAUCGCCUGCAGGAAAAAGACAUGGACACCAAGCUGGACAUCUUAUUUAAGAAGAAUAUGUACACUCUUGCAAUCAACCUGGUUAUGUCAACUCAAAGUAUGACCUCUGCUGAUGCCACUGACGAGGAUCCAGCAUCCGUAACGAAGGCCACGACGAACUCGGAAUAUGAUUUUGGAACGGUUGUAGAGAUAUACAAGCGUUACGGAGAUUGGUUGUACUCCAAGGGGGAUUACGAUGCCGCAAUCCAGCAAUACCUUCACACCAUCGGCCAGUUGGAACCUUCUUAUGUCAUUAGAAAAUUUCUGGACGCUCAACGGAUUCACAAUUUGACAUCGUACUUGCAAGCAUUGCAUGAGCAGAAUCUUGCCAAUGCCGACCACACCACCCUGCUACUGAACUGCUACACAAAGUUGAAGGAUGUCCAGCGGUUAGAUGAGUUUGUCAAAACAGAUCGAGAGCUAAAGUUCGAUGUGGAAACAGCCAUUCGUGUGUGCCGGCAGGGUGGUUACCACGAGCACGCAUUGUGGCUGGCCAAGAAGUUUGGCGAGCACGAAUGGUAUAUGCGAAUCCAGUUAGAGGAUCUGAAGCAGUACUCUGAAACUGUUGAAUACCUAUCGGAACUGGAGCCACGGGAGGCGGUGCGCAGUUUGGGUCGAUACGGAUACAUCCUGGUUACUGAAAAGCCUUCAGAAAUGACCGAGGUCCUGCUAAAAUUGUGUUCAGAACCACUCGCGUCCGGAGCUCAAGAGCAAAAGACGGCAGCGUUACCAGAAGACGUAAUUCAUCUCUAUGUCAACAGGGCUGAAUGGUGUGUCCGCUUCCUGGAGCGAAUAUUAGAAAGGCGAUGGGGUGUGAUCAUCGGUGGGAAAGGGAAAGGACCGGCCACUGAUACGCCAGAUAAAGUCCAACUGGAUUCCUCACAGGACGUAAUGGAUAAAGAUGCUGAGAGCAAGCGAAUUGUCUGCAAUACACUGUUAGAGCUGUACCUAGGAGCGGGGCAGCAGUCAACGUUGACGGUAACUGACGAGAAUUCUGCCAAUGAACAAGCGCAGAUGGAGAGUGUGGACGAGACGACAAGGUUGCGCUGGCGAAAUCAUGCGUUUGAUCUGCUGCGUAGUCCAAGUGCAACCUACGAUCUAGAUCAUGCACUAGUCCUUUGCAAGAUGCAUUCCUUUGGGGAGGGCAUUCUCUACGUUUAUGAGCGACUAGCACUCCAUAAGGACAUCUUGCAACAGCAUAUGGAUGCUGAGGAUUAUUCUAGUAUAAUUGCGACUUGCAAGACCUACGGGGAUCAAGAUCCUAGUUUGUGGACACAUGCCUUAGCCUAUUUUGCCGAGAAGGGGACUGGUCUUGGAGGGCCGAAUCCACAGGAAGACCUGUUGGAGGUUUUGGACAACAUUGAUCGGCGCAAUCUCCUUCCUCCAUUGCAAGUAAUUCAGGUGUUGGCACGGAAUUCUGCCGUGACAAUCGAGAUGGUGCGGGACUACAUUGUGAGAAGAGUGGAAGCGGAAAAAAAGGCCAUUGAUGAGUCACAGAAAUUGAUCGCCAGUUACCGAGAGGAAACUGAACGUAUGCGCGGGCAAAUUGAGGAGUUGAAGACAAGCCCGAUUGUUUUCCAGGUGACCAAGUGUGAGCUCUGCCGACAUUCACUUGAACUGCCGACGGUUCAUUUUCUAUGCAAACAUUCGUAUCACCAAAGAUGUCUUGGAGAUGCAGAUCAAGAGUGCCCGCGAUGUGCUCCAGAGCAUCGGAUGAUUCAAGAUUUGGUGCGCAGCCAGGAAGCGAAUGCGGGACGACAUGAGAUAUUCAUGCAUAAGCUUGAAGCAUCGGACGACCGAUUUGCUAUUAUUGCCGAAUGGUUCAGCAAAAAUGCAUUCGCCACCGCUCGAUUAACAGACUAGAAUCAACUAGUCAAAAUCCCAGGAGCGGUCCAGUUCCACGAAACAAGCAAUGGCCAAGUCAUUCUCCAUUUAUGCGAGCAUUUGAAGGUUGAAGGAAGAUCUAUUGCGCACUCUGCAUAGCUUCCUGUCGCUCCUUGUGCAGCUCCGCCACCCAUCUCUUUACUGUGGGAUGCUUAAACUUUCCAUCUGUUGACUUGAAAAAUGAAUCCAAUCGCUUUCCUUCAUGCCCUGUACAAUAAUUAGGCCUGAGUACAACGUUAACAUGAGGCUCAGUGCCAUUCAUAUCUUACGUUUUUCAUACUCGACC